Molecule: messenger RNA, 654 nt
Organism: Suhomyces tanzawaensis NRRL Y-17324
Lineage: Eukaryota; Fungi; Ascomycota; Pichiomycetes; Serinales; Debaryomycetaceae
Exons: 1
Coding region: 1-654 (217 amino acids)
Source: RefSeq, a predicted model, not a curated record
AUGCUCACGCCACCCACUUCCGGCACCACCACUGACUUUCCCGUGCUGGAGGUGCCCGUGCUGCUCCAAAUCAAACAAUUGCACCAGUUGAUGGAAGACCACCACGCGCUUAUCGACCAGCGCCUAGAGGCCUUGCAGGCGCUAGGCGCCAGAAUGGAGUCGUUGCGCCCUUCCACCGUCCUGGAAGAUGCCCUGCCGCUCGGAAUGGCCCACUACAAGUUGACAGACUUCUUGGUCAAGCUAGAACGCCAGUUGGAGCCGCCCAAGCCUCCACCCCACGAUGCCUACUCGGCAUCGCCCCACGACUUGAAGCGCAACAGGAGGAGAAACAACGGCUCUGCGGCCAACGACAGUUUCCGCUACGACCACAGCCCCUACCAGCACACCGAGCGGGACCAAUCCAUCAACAACACCUACGAGUCUCUUACCUCGGAUCGCGACGCUAGCACUCCUGGCGAGGCGGUGGCGUUGUUGCAGACGUACUUGGACUCGAUCUUGAACAUCAUAAAGCCCAAUCUCAAGAACAACUUCUGUGAGGUGGUGGAGGCUACUGGCGAGUUGGUGGCUGCGACGCCCAUGAACACCGUGAACGAGAAUAACAUGAACGAGUUGAUUUCGCUGAUCGAGAGCACGAUCGGGGCAUUCACCAUCUAG